GAUGGAAAGGAGAAAGAACUGUCGGGAGACUCAGCCUGGACAGAGAAGGGAUCGAUGCGCUCGGCGCUCGGUGCUCGGGCGUCGACUGCUCGGCCUACGCACGGCCACGCCCCCGGCCACGCCCCCGAGCCGUCACUGCCGCCCGCCGCCGGCGCGCACAGACGAGAUGUACCGGCUCCUGUUCGCCGCCGCACGGCGCGUUCCGACUGCCGGGCGCCCAGCCUGGGGCAGCGGGCGGCGCGGGACUCGCUGGCGUGCGGGGCUGCCGCCGCUCGGGCCCGGCUGGGCCGGGGGCCUAGGCUUGGGGCUGGGGCUGGCGCUCGGGGCCAAGCUGGCGGGCGGCCUGCGGGGCGCGCCCCCCGCGCUGCCCGCCGAGCCCGAGGCGGCGCCCCCGGCCGAGCCCCCGCCGCCCGAGCCGGGCCUGGGCCCCCGACCCCCGCAGGCCCCCGCGGGCCCCUGCCGACGCUUCGCCAGGGCCGUGGACAGCAGCCGCGACCUGCUGCACCGCAUCAAGGAUGAGGUGGGCGCACCGGGCAUAGUGGUCGGAGUUUCUGUAGACGGAAAAGAAGUUUGGUCCGAAGGUCUAGGCUAUGCCGACGUUGAGAACCGAGUCCCGUGCAAGGCAGAGACGGUCAUGAGAAUCGCCAGCAUCAGCAAAAGCCUCACCAUGGUGGCUCUCGCCAGACUGUGGGAAGCCGGGAAACUGGACCUCGAUGCUCCAGUGCAGCACUACGUCCCUGAAUUCCCAGAAAAAGAAUACGAAGGUGAAAAGGUUUCCGUCACCACCCGAUUACUGAUUUCUCACUUAAGUGGAAUUCGUCACUAUGAAAAGGACAUGAAGAAGGUGAAAGAAGAGAAAGCUUACAAAGCCUUGAAGAUGGUAAAAGAGUCAAUGGCCUCGGACCAAGAAAAAGAGCUAAAAGAGAAAGUCAGCAAAAGCAGUGAAAGGAGUGACUUAGCUAAGGGGAAACUAGAGCAGGACGGUGAGGCCAGAUGCCGGCCUUCGAAACCUGCCAAGAAAAAGAACGACUUUGAGCAAGGCGAAUUAUACUUAAAGGAAAAGUUUGAAAAUUCAAUCGAGUCCCUCAGACUGUUUAAAAAUGACCCUUUGUUCUUCAAACCUGGUAGUCAGUUUCUGUAUUCAACUUUUGGCUACACCCUACUGGCAGCCAUAGUAGAAAGAGCUUCAGGAUAUAAAUAUUUGGACUAUAUGCAGAAAAUAUUCCAUGACUUGGAUAUGUUGACAACUGUGCAGGAAGAAAAUGAGCCAGUGAUUUACAAUAGAGCCAGAUUUUAUGUUUACAAUAAAAAAAGGCGUCUUGUCAACACCCCUUAUGUGGACAAUUCCUACAAAUGGGCCGGCGGCGGCUUCCUGUCCACAGUGGGGGACCUGCUGAAAUUUGGGAAUGCAAUGCUGUACAGUUACCAAGUCGGGCUGUUCAAGGACUCAAAGGAGAACCUCCUGCCCGGAUAUCUCAAGCCAGAAACCAUGGUCAUGAUGUGGACACCAGUCCCCAACACAGAGAUGUCCUGGGACCGAGAGGGCAAAUACGCUAUGGCAUGGGGGGUGGUGGAGAAAAAGCAGACGUACGGCUCCUGCAGGAAGCAGCGGCACUAUGCCUCACACACCGGGGGCGCCGUGGGGGCCAGCAGCGUCCUGCUGGUCCUCCCAGAAGAACUGGAUGCAGAAGCCUUAGGCAGCACGGUCCCGCCUCGGGGCAUCGUGGUCUCCAUCGUCUGUAACAUGCAGUCCGUAGGCCUCAACAGUACCGCUCUGAAGAUAGCGCUGGAGUUUGAUAAAGACAGGUCAGAGGCACCUUAACAUUCCCAGGUGCAAAAUGAGAUGUGGGUGUUUGGUUUUCUCUCUCUCGCUCGCUCGCUUUCUUUGAAACAUUAACUCAAAGUCUCAAAAUACAUGAGACUUUUUUUCUAAGAAUAGGUUUGUAACAGGGUAUAAUCAAAAGCAGACAAUUAUGUACCUCUAAUUGCUUACUUUUGGAACUCUCUUCUGUUGUAGGGUUUAGUCCUUUAAACUCAGGGAAGUAACUACAUCAUUUUUACUCUUUGGAAAAAGUGUUAACUAUCGAAAUAAAAUAUUCUGAUAAAAAAAAA
Messenger RNA from Erinaceus europaeus (western European hedgehog), 2112 nucleotides. RefSeq names its product lactamase beta (gene LACTB). Lineage: Eukaryota; Metazoa; Chordata; Mammalia; Eulipotyphla; Erinaceidae. The record is from RefSeq and is a predicted model, not a curated record. The transcript is spliced from 6 exons. Bases 2 to 1822 code for a protein of 606 amino acids.